AUGUAUAAUAAUAAAAGGUCAUUAAAUUAUGGAAAAAAUUAUAUUUCUAAUAAUAAUAGUUUUAUUUAUAAUCAAAAUAAUUCACAAACAACAGAUGAAGCUAGUACGCUAAAAUGUGUAUUUGUUGGUGAUGCUGGUGUUGGAAAAACUUCACUAAUUGUGGCUUAUACUACAAAUGGAUAUCCAUAUUCUUAUACACCAACAGCUUUUGAUAAUUACUCAGUAACUGUAUGGGUUGAUAACAAACCUAUUAAGCUAGAACUUUCAGAUACUUCAGGACAGUCAAAAUUUGAUACACUUCGAACAUUAUCAUACAAUGAAGCUGAUGCAUUUCUUCUUUGUUUCAAUAUAAUGAAACCAUCUAGUUUGAAUUCAAUUUUAGUUCAAUGGUUACCAGAAAUAAAUAAAAUUUCUCCCAAUGUUCCACUUAUUCUUGUUGGAACACAUUUAGAUGAAAGGACAAAUCUUAAUUCAAUAAUGGAGCUCCAAAGAAUAGGACAAAAACCGGUGGACUUUUCAAAGGGUAAAUCUAUUGCAGAUCAACUGUCUGCAGAAUACGUUGAAUGUUCUGCUUUGACACAAAGAUGUUUAAAGGAUGUUUUUGAUAAGGCUAUAGUUACUGCAAUGAAUGGAGUAAAGGAAAAGCAUGAAAAAGGAAAUAAAUUGGGUGCUAAAAUUAAUGCCAAGUUUCAAACAGCAAAAGCCGUACUAUUAGAAAAACAAAGUUCUGUUAAUUUAAAAGAAGGUUUCAGGAAAUUUGUCUCAAUGACUAAAAAACUUAUAUAA
Messenger RNA from Strongyloides ratti, 786 nucleotides. RefSeq names its product Small GTPase superfamily and Small GTPase superfamily, Rho type and Small GTPase superfamily, Rab type and Small GTP-binding protein domain and Small GTPase superfamily, Ras type and P-loop containing nucleoside triphosphate hydrolase domain-containing protein. The record is from RefSeq and is a predicted model, not a curated record. Gene Ontology annotation, biological process: small GTPase-mediated signal transduction. NCBI's taxonomy places the organism in Eukaryota, Metazoa, Nematoda, Chromadorea, Rhabditida, Strongyloididae. Gene Ontology annotation, molecular function: GTP binding; GTPase activity. The transcript has 4 exons. Bases 1 to 786 code for a protein of 261 amino acids.